AUGGAGAUCCCUAUCAUGUUCGAAGAGAGCGAUGCAGUGGAAGGACAUCAUGACGGCCUGGUAAUUUCGCUCUCAGUUGGAAACUGUAUGAUCAAGCGAAUCCUUGUUGACUAUGGAAGCUCUACAAACAUCAUCAUGCUUGAUACCUUGAAGCACAUGAACAUCGAUGAAAAGAACAUCAUCAACAAGUCAACAAUGCUAGUAGGAUUCAGUGGGGAAACCAAGAAGACAAGUGGGGAGAUCACAUUAGCCACCUAUGCAAAAGGGGUCAAUUUACAAGUCAAGUUCCUAGUAAUCGACACCUUAUCAUCGUACAAUAUGAUUCUAGGCAGACCAUGGAUACAUGAGAUGAGAGCCAUCCCCUCCACAUAUCAUCAAGUCAUUAAAUUUCCUACCAGAUGGGGCAUUCAAGAAAUCAAAGGGGACCCUAAGGAAGCUAAAGAAUGUUACAAGGUUGCCCUGAAAGCAACAUCUGCAGAGAAGGGUUCAGCAUAG
This is a messenger RNA of Chenopodium quinoa (quinoa), 495 nucleotides long. RefSeq lists its product as uncharacterized. The transcript has a single exon. Bases 1 to 495 code for a protein of 164 amino acids. Lineage: Eukaryota; Viridiplantae; Streptophyta; Magnoliopsida; Caryophyllales; Amaranthaceae. The record is from RefSeq and is a predicted model, not a curated record.